Aureobasidium pullulans EXF-150 is the source of this 1035-nucleotide messenger RNA. RefSeq lists its product as uncharacterized. Bases 1 to 1035 code for a protein of 344 amino acids. NCBI's taxonomy places the organism in Eukaryota, Fungi, Ascomycota, Dothideomycetes, Dothideales, Saccotheciaceae. The transcript has 2 exons. The record is from RefSeq and is a predicted model, not a curated record.
AUGAGACAAGUCUGCUCUGCCGGAUAUGCGGCAAGAGCUCGACGCAACAAGAAAUCCGAGAGAGAGCAGAGAGAAGAAGAUAUCGUGGCAGACUUCAGGCACGAAAAGGAGCGUUUGGUGGCAGAGGUGAGGCUGAAGGAGCUCAUCGUACAGCAAAAGGAGCUCUCGAUCCAGGAGCUGGACGUUCGUAUCAGAACGAUGGACCUGGAGCACAGCAUCCAAAACCGGACCAUGGAGCGAGAGCACCAGGCUGAAUUGGUCAGUCGUGAUCACUCGGAGGCCAUCCUGCUCGGCGACCUUCGUGAGUUCUGUCAAUUCAACGAUGAAGAAGUUGAGGAGUUGAGAAGGACUAUUGAUCGUGAGGCACUCCCUCCUGCCUACGAUCAGAUCGACACCCAUGUCAACGGAAACAGCGUAACGGACAUCGCAACAGCCAACGCCACAACAAUCCUCUCCUCAGCAAAGGCAUCCCUCCGUCGAGCAAUAGCAGAAUCCCACGACCGCCCUGACCGCCUCCUCCGUAUCGCCCAAGGUUUCCUCCACGCCAUCGCCUCCAUCACUCGAGCCAACAAGAAAGCCAUGUGGCCUCUAGAAUGCACAGCCCAAAUCCUCGACGCCAUCUAUGAAAUGUGCUCCCGUGUAUCUCAAUACAUCACCCUCUCCUACGACAACGAGGACGAUGAACCUCCCCAACGCCUUUCACAUCGUAUCCUCUCCUGCCUCAACACCACACAUCGCGCCCAUCGCACCCUCCGCAAAGCCUUCCUCUCCGCCGACUCCCUGGCCACCGAUAUCAUAUCCCAUCAUUUCUCCUCCGGUGGUCGAAGAGCUGGCUUGUACACCGCCGCUAUCCCUUUCCACAGCACUCUACACGGAAACACGGAUCUGGAAGACGAGUUUCUGGACUUGCAGUUUUGGAAAAUCAGGUUUGAGGGGGUCAAGCGGGGCGUUUUGGAGUGGAGGGAUGAUGUGGGGGUUGUGGUGUUUGGGGAGUGUUUGGAGUGGUUGGAGUUGGGUAUCAUGGGUGCUGUUUAG